Messenger RNA from Ciona intestinalis (vase tunicate), 4451 nucleotides. Lineage: Eukaryota; Metazoa; Chordata; Ascidiacea; Phlebobranchia; Cionidae. The record is from RefSeq and is a predicted model, not a curated record.
ACCUAAACUUAGUUUAUGCAUUUAAAAUCGAAUAACUUUGUAAUAACCCACUCGUUUUAUUUCGUAGUUGUAGAAAUCGUAUUCAAAGAAACAAAUCUAGCAACUAACGAAGAACCUGCACAUGUAAUCACGGAAGAAAAAGAGAGUGAUCUAAAAGACGCUGUCCCAUCAACAGAAGCUGCAGUGGUGGAAACUGACACCAACAUUAAGCACACGGAGGAAAAUCCGCCAGCAGAACAGGCGGCCUUGUGUACACUUCCUAAGCCGAAACGUGUCAAGAGUGGAUCUAAAUUAAACAGCAUAUUGGAGCGUCUCUCUCACCGUCAAGAGCAACAAAAGGUUGCUAACCACCAGGAAAACAGGCGAGAAUCAAAUACACUGUGCAAUAUCGAUAGUGAGAAGUCAGCUACAAUGCCAACAACGACGGGAAAUGUUUGUUUAAACGUUUCACGGGAAACGAACCUUGGAGCUAAAAGUUCUGACAUCGUCCAGACCGAAAGACAAGCCAUGAUAGGAGUACAGUGUAUACAGAAUAAAGAAAUGUCGCAAAGCUCUGUUUGCACAAGUACUGAACAGCGGUUGACCCAACAGCAGCAGCAAGUCGUUUCUGUGGGCCCACAAACACAGAGACCGGUUCCGUGGCCACUUAUGAGGGACCACGGCAAGGCGACAAGAUAUCAACCGAGCUUUCGAAAUCGGAUUGAUUCACAUCCUCCUAAUCUACAGUCUGAUCAACCAACAAGGUAUCGUCCGAGUGCUGUUGGCAAUAUUACGGCGGAGCAGCCAUUUAGACACCCACAAAGUAGCUCUUUCAAUGCUCCACACUCGAGUGGAUAUAAACAGGAAAAUUCGACAUCCGCUUUACCCUAUUCAAUAGUUGAACAAAAGCACCGCAACAGGCGAACGAACAGUUUAAAUGAAGUCGCAAAAUACAGGCACCAACAUGCGGCGCCAAGCUAUCGUUCAUCGGGCCAGAUACUGACUUCCAACGGGGCGACUUCAUUUCUUGAUAAAUGCUGGAGCUCAAAAAUGAACACCGUGGCGGCAAGUGGCGUUCCACGGCGAGCCACAAUACCUGGACCAACCCGACCGGUGCAAGGACUAAGUGGUGCAACACCUGUCAACAAAACGGGAAUAUAUUCCAACGAUGCUCCUCUUGAUCUUCGACACCCAAGCAAAAUGCCGAAAAUGGAGUACGCGGUAACCGAUGACGGGGUGUUAGAUUUUAGUAUGGCAGCUCGAAACCGUCGCUCUAGCGGCAGUGAUGGUAGUAAACCGGAAAGUUCCGUGAAUAGUUCAUUCGUCACAAACCGAAGAAAUUCCCAGAGUUCUUCACGUGCUAUUCACAACAAAGUCGCUCUACAUGCUGCGCACUCCACAGGCCAUCAAACAAAUCAAAUUUUACCCGCGAAUAUACCGUUGAAGUUUCAUGACGUGAGGUUCGACAAAGGCCGUCAAACGCAUGGCGCCGGCAUCGGCGGGAGGCCUUUAAAGGCAUUCAGGAAUGUGACGCCAAGACCGCUACCCACACUGGAAAUUGGAAAUCGAAAAUUAAUCCCUAAUCGACAAGGUUUUGGGGCAAUGCAACCGUAUGAACAACCGCUAUUUCGUCAGGGGUCCCGCGUGGUCACCGCACCGAAGAAAAGACCAAGAGAUAAAGUAAAAGAGAUAUUCGUACCUUUUCCACCACCAGGACCAGAAUUUAAAGAAAAAAUGAUGUACGUUACACAGAAAAGAGAAACUUUGCCGGUGUACAACAGGCCGCCACCAGACUAUGAGGCAAGCACGAAAGCUAUUCAACAUCAGCGACCCAAGUACGGUCCUAAGUACCCGCCAAUGCAAAACAAUUUACCAAUACCUGCCUUUAACGAAACGCAUUCCAAUUGUAAAGGGGUGCGUUACGGCGUGCCGGGAAAUACGUUCAAGAUGCCAGUUUGCAGAAGUAUCGAUAACGUUUCUUCUCAGCACCUGGACAAAGAGGUUAUGAAACGAUGCAUUAGCAAGGCUCAGCAUGAGCUUAAUCGUCAGCCGUACGACGCUAGACACCAAACCAAUGUAUCAGCAAGCCGAGAUCCAUCGUACGGCUCACGGAAUCCGGCGAUUCACAAGUUUGUUGCUUGCAGUCAGUCAUCCAAUCGACCACAUUGCGAACGUGCGCAUCAUAACCAAAAACAUGCGGUGCCUUUUCCAGGUGGACCGACACACCCCCAUAUUGCACCCUACUCCGCCCCAGGCGUGAUGAGACACACGACAUGCCCCACCGCAACGAAUAGCAGCAAUGUUCCCCCUCCAUUGCCUCGUGUAAUGUCUUCCAAUAGCAGAACAACACUAGAAAACAACGUUUCCAUGGAUACGGAAACACUGACAAAUUUAAAAACGGAAGAACAUAUAAUGUUCCCGAAUUCAGACAAGCCGACUUCGCCGAGAGAAAGUCUCACAAUGACUCCUGGAUUUGAUGAACCUGCUAAAGACGACAAGGAAUUAAAUGAACAAAAUGUAUCUGCGCCAACUUCUCACCAAAAGGACGUUUUUACUCCCCAAACUGGUCCACAAAAUAUCACCCAGCUACAGAAGGGGUUGACUUUGAACGAAAAAAGUCUCGUCGCCAAUUUAACAAGCAAGGAAGCAGAGCUGGGCGCGCCCCAGGGAGAUUCCAAGUGUGGCGAACUCUACAAUCGUUCGAGCAACCAACUGUCUCCAAGCGUAAUGUUUUCUGUCACACCAGCUUGCACAGUAACGAACAGUGCACCGCAAUACAUGCUAAAAUCAGAUUUGCACUCCAAAUCUAUAUUCUCAUCAGCUUCAAUUUCCGUGGAAGACGCGCUUUGUAAUAAUGAACUCAAGGAAACAAACCUCUGCAAAGAAAGUGCAGAUAACGUCACCCAUUUAAAGGAGACAAAUCUUUCCAAAGAUACCACCUUCUUUGAUGAAUCUAAAUCAGAAAUGACAAACGGUAAUGAUGAAAAUCCCAACAGCGAAGAGGACAGCGCCAAACCAUCAAAAAAGUUCGUUCAGAAAUUAAAACUGCGGGCAGUGACUUCACAGGAGAGAGACGGUGCAACCGCAAAGAAAUGGACGCUGGUUGACGAGAAACAGCUGGCACAGGGAGAAUCGGAAACUUCCAGUACGUUGAUUAAAAACAACGAAAUAUCGAAAACAACGACGACACCACUAAAGACUGAGAAUCGGGGUCGUCAGAAAAGAAAACUGGUGAGAUCAAAGAAACAGAACAAUGCUGAGCAACAACAAACAGCCGAACAAGCAAAUAACUAUUUAAAUAUGGCACCCCAGCAAACAUUCACGAAGCGUCUUGACUUGUACUCGGUGAAAAUAGCACUCUCUGCACUUGGAUCUGUAGGUCUGCCAAUCGUUUCUUUAAGACAGGAUUUGAAUUUAAACGCAGGCAAAACUCUGGUACCAAUAUUGCCUAAAUUACCCCAGGAUGUCGCGACAACUGUUGAACAGUCUUUGGCGUCACGUGACUUGGGUAAAUGUACAUCUCCUACUGAUGCAAUCGAUAUAAGCGAUCGCUUCCAUGUACAAGUCAGUUUUUCGCCGCAGUGCGAUCACGACGGGGUUUUCGUGGAGGACAAAGUAGUUGUUGUCGAAAGCACCGAAGAAAAAUGUCGAAAUAAUGAAGAAAAAUGGAACCAGAUUGACGACCCAAACUCACUAAGAUUGGUCAGAGCACAGAAAAGAUCGUUUGCCGCUUCAGAAAUCGGUGAUAUAGAAUACGUGCCAGCUGUAAACGGCGACCAUUCCUAUUCGAAAACAUCGAGUAGCGGAAACAGCAGUUCGAACUCGAGUCCAGAAUCAACCUUUGUAAACCAUGCGAAGAGACGAGCUUAUCCAAGUGUACGUUUAGACGACAAUGACCUUAUUUCUGGAGGCAGAACUGAGUACUUGAAGGACGAUAAAAACUCUUUGCAAAUAAAAGACGAAGAUGGAAAGUUCGACCAUCUUUCUACUGAAUGUGCUGCUGAAAACUUGACAACUUUCGGAUCAAAAUGUGGAAAAACGAAUUUAGCGAAAGUGAAACAUUUUACUCGUAUUAUGCCGGCGAUAUCCAUUCGGUGCGGGCGCAACAAGCUAACUGGUUCCGUCGAACAGAAGAGACGGUCAAUUCGUAAAUACUCCAAGAAUUUCGUUUCUUAAAUGGUGGAGAUCAAACCGUAGCAAAUGCCCGCUCGCAAAGAAAAAGACAGCUACUCGUAAACUGUAAACGAAGCGAAGAGUAGUUUGUCUGAAGUUAAGUUUACUUGUGCUGCUCCUUUUUGUGUGAUCGCCAAAACUGCCAUAUAUACACACCUGUUUACCUUUCCUUGUUUGAGUUUCGUUGCAAAAUGAACAGCGUUUAACCCAACACAUCUGCCAGCUUUUGAUACACAUCAUGUAUACAAACCGUUCGUGCUUGCUUGUAACCGCCCAAAGGUGAAAAUAAGUUUCAAUAA